UGAACUUUUAUUCCUUCCCAGUGCCACAGUGUCCCCACCCUCUCUCUCUCUGUGUGUGGCUGUCUUCCCUCCCUCUACGCGCGUGUGUGUCUGUCUGUCUCUCCCUCCGUGUGUGUCUGUCUGUCUGUCUCUCUUCCCCCUCACAGUGUGUGUGUGUCUCUGUCUCCCCCUCCCUCUGUGUGUGUGUGUGUGUCUCACCCCUCCCUGUGUGUGUCUCUGUCUCCCCCUCCCUGUGUGUCUCUGUCUCCCCCUCCCUGUGUGUGUCUCUGUCUCCCCCUCCCUGUGUGUGUCUCUGUCUCCCCCUCCCUGUGUGUGUGUCUCUGUCUCCCCCUCCCUGUGUGUCUCUCUCUCUCACACCCCGUGUGUGUGUGUGUGUGUGGGGAGGAGGGGGCCCCCCCGCUCCUGUGGGAUCCUCCUGUGCAGAUGUACAGCGGGCUGGGUCUGGAGCUGGAGCAGGAGGAGCUGGAGCUGAAGGUGCCCGCCGCCCUGGGGCCGCCGGGCAGCGCCAAGCUGGAGCUGGAGAAGGUGAAGCGGCCGAUGAACGCCUUCAUGGUGUGGUCCCGGGGCCAGAGGCGGAAGAUGGCCCAGGACCACCCCAAGAUGCACAACUCGGAGAUCAGCAAGAGGCUGGGCGCCGAGUGGAAGCUGCUCAGCGACGCCGACAAGCGCCCGUUCAUCGACGAGGCCAAGAGGCUGCGGGCCGUGCACAUGAAGGACUACCCGGACUACAAGUACCGCCCGCGGAGGAAGAGCAAGGCGCUGCCCAGGAAGGACGCCGGCUUCACGCUGGGGGCGGCCGGCGGAGCGCUACUGGCGCCAGGACCCAGCGGAAGCCCCUACCCCUGGGGGGCGGGGCCGGCGGCGUUCCUGACCCCUGACCCGCUGCCGCCCGCAUGCGCAGCACGCGGGGCCUACCCGGCGGCCGACGCCUCCUUGGCGCAGGCGCAAGGCUCCCCUCAGGCGGCGGCGGCCGUCGUCUCCUGUCAGGCCCCGUACCCGCCGCUGCAGCCCCGCUACGACCUGCCGUACGCCGCCGCCGCCGCCUCAUCAUCGCCAUCAUCGUCAUCGUCAACAUCGUCCACCCAGGCUUACCUGAACGGCUCGUCGCCCGUCUACAGCCUCGCCCCGCCGCCUUCUGCCUACGGCCGCCAUCUUCACCAACCGCCGCCGCCGCCGUCCGCCAUGUCCAAGCCGGCCGCCGGCACUGGCAGUGCGCAGGCGCGGGGGGCCCUGCCAGGGGAACUUCGGGACAUGCUCAGUCUGUACAUCCCCAGCGACGGCAGCCAGGAGGCGCUGCUGAGCCACAGGAGCUAUCACCCCAUCCCUCAGCACUACCAGAACAUCCCAUUGAAUGGCACAGUGCCCCUCACUCACAUCUAAACACAGGGGGGCGGGGGGGGGCAAAACAGAAUGGCACAGUGCCCCUCACUCAUCUAAACACUGGGGGGGGCAAAACAGAAUGGCACAGU
Hemiscyllium ocellatum (epaulette shark) is the source of this 1469-nucleotide messenger RNA. RefSeq names its product transcription factor Sox-3-A-like. Gene Ontology annotation, molecular function: RNA polymerase II cis-regulatory region sequence-specific DNA binding; DNA-binding transcription factor activity, RNA polymerase II-specific. The transcript has a single exon. Lineage: Eukaryota; Metazoa; Chordata; Chondrichthyes; Orectolobiformes; Hemiscylliidae. The coding region runs from base 424 to 1380 and encodes 318 amino acids. Gene Ontology annotation, biological process: anatomical structure morphogenesis; cell differentiation; regulation of DNA-templated transcription. The record is from RefSeq and is a predicted model, not a curated record.